This is a messenger RNA of Papilio xuthus (Asian swallowtail), 848 nucleotides long. RefSeq lists its product as uncharacterized. The record is from RefSeq and is a predicted model, not a curated record. NCBI's taxonomy places the organism in Eukaryota, Metazoa, Arthropoda, Insecta, Lepidoptera, Papilionidae. Bases 195 to 848 code for a protein of 217 amino acids. The transcript has a single exon.
UACAGAAAAUUUAGCUGCAAACUCUCAUAAUGCGAUAAAUGAUCAUUUUAUCCAAAGGCGGACAAAACAUGAAACAUAGAAAACACUAAGCUGUCACUACCUAGUUUUCCGUUUCAAUAAUUGUUACGCACGUCGCUAAUUAUACAUACUUGCCAUCUACUUGCUGCGUUUUACCAAUUUAACGAUUAUAUAAUAUGGAAGGGCAAUUUCAAAUUCUGUUUGAUAAAAUGAAGGUCGAAAUGCAGAACCAAACUGCAGAGUUAAAAGAAUCGAUAACAAAAAAUGUAAUGAAACAUAUGGAGGAAAAAUUAACUCCCAUUAUAGAAGAAAACAAGACAUUAAGACUUAGAGUAGAAAAGUUGGAGAAGGAAAUUGAGUAUUUAAAUAGAGACAAAAGAAAUAAUAAUAUUAUUGUUUACGGUGUGGAAGAGAACGAAAGAUCGGAUCUGGAACUAUUGGAAGAGGUCAAGAAUAAUUUUAAAAAUGAUACGAAUAUUGAUAUUGACCCACGCGAUAUUAAUAAAAUACAUCGCAUCGGUAAGAAAUUAAGAGAAGGUAAUAAACCGAGGCCUAUAAUCUGUUCGUUUACAAGCAACUGGAAAAAGAACGAAAUCAUUAAGAAUAAAAAGAAAUUGAAAAAUAUCUAUGUAAAUGAAGACUAUCCAAAAGAAGUUUUAGAGAAGAGGAAAGCGUUGCAAGUAGAACUAAUUGAAGAACGUAAUAAGGGAAAAAUAGCAUACAUAAAAUAUGAUAAAUUAAUAGUAAAAGACCACAAUACAAACAAAGAAAAAAGAAAAAGAGAAACAUCCGUCUCGCCUUCUACUCAUGUUAGCCAUCCGAAUAAAUAA